ACACGACAACAGCGAGAAUCUCAACUUUUGGAAUUAACGCGAAAUUCUGACCGCAAACACCUGCCCUAGACGUCAAUUGAACAGCCAGCACCCAGGCGCAGGAGCCCACUGCGACUGCGGCGCCAUGGCGAUGCAAUGGCCUCAACAGGCAACGUGGCCAACCCCAAUUCACGAGCACGCUACACGCCUCAGCACCUACCUUCAAGACACACUGAACUGCAUCGAACACACCAACAGCCAGCCCGUACCCGCAGACCUCGUAAAGACCAUCAUCCACGGCACGGUGACGUUCAUCCUGAAAGUGCAGCACACCCCCAACCUCAACGCAAUAAGCGACGCUCUAAGAAUCCUCCAAACGGAAGCAAAGGCUACGGCGGACGAGAACGCACAGACACUCAGCGACAUCAAAAACGAGCUCAAAAGCAGCACCGAAGCCGUACGACAGUCCAUCGCAGCCACACAACAGAAUACCAAUACGGGGGAGGAAGCGAGAGCAGCCGCAAAGGAAGCAUCAGAAACCAGCAAGGCAGUCCUGGAAAUGACUAGGGAGAUCAAAACCAGGGGGCUGCAGAAUCAGGCAAACGGACCGAUGACCUAUGCUGCGAUGGCAGCGAGAUGCCAGACACUAGCAGGCACAUAUAAUACACAGAGUCCCAAAGGCCCGUCAGCACAAGCACAACGUGAGGUCAUCGUGAAUAUCCGAGAUUCAUUUACCAUACAGAGCCUAAGGGCAAUGAACUCCCGCAACUUGAAAGCCCAUGUAGAGCGAGCUAUUGAACAAAGCGGAAACGAAAACAUCACAAACACCAAGAUCGUCUCAUCCAACCAGCUGAAGAGCGGAGACCUAAGCAUAAAGACAGCCAACAACAACGAAGCAGAAGCACUACAGCAAUUCGCAGAUGACUGGGUCCACCGUAUCGGCAACAGGGCCACAGUACGGAUUCCGACGUACGGCGUAAUCGUGCACGGAAUCAGCAAUGAUACACCCUGA
This is a messenger RNA of Trematosphaeria pertusa, 991 nucleotides long. RefSeq lists its product as uncharacterized. The record is from RefSeq and is a predicted model, not a curated record. The transcript has a single exon. Bases 125 to 991 code for a protein of 288 amino acids. NCBI's taxonomy places the organism in Eukaryota, Fungi, Ascomycota, Dothideomycetes, Pleosporales, Trematosphaeriaceae.